Messenger RNA from Sitodiplosis mosellana (orange wheat blossom midge), 1402 nucleotides. RefSeq names its product putative ankyrin repeat protein RF_0381. Lineage: Eukaryota; Metazoa; Arthropoda; Insecta; Diptera; Cecidomyiidae. The transcript has 13 exons. Gene Ontology annotation, molecular function: protein binding. Bases 136 to 1242 code for a protein of 368 amino acids. The record is from RefSeq and is a predicted model, not a curated record.
GAGAGUGAAAGGUGGCCGUUGUAUUUGAUUUAUUGCGUCGAAGCAAUCUUCAUACACAUCAAUGACGUCGAAAUAAGAGCACACGUUUUUGAUAUGAUUUAACUUUCAACGAAUCAGUGCGCCGGAUGUAAUGAGAUGAAAUCACAAACUGCCCAUUCACGAGCUGCCUUGUGUAUUCGCUGUGCUAUGUUACUCGGAAGUUGUACGGCUGUAAGCACGUUUCCAAAAGAGAACAAGAUGAGAUUUUUACUUGUGGUGACUAUUCUAUUCGGCGCAGAUAUGAUUGGAUCAAAUUUAGGUUUUCGGACGUCAGCCAAUCAUCCGAUACCUGUGAGCUCACUUCCUACACUAUAUUCAACACUACAUCAUUAUGCUUAUAUCGGCAAUUCAACGGGUGUUAAAAAGCUUAUCGAUCGAGAUGUCGACCUAGAUAUCAGAGAUGAAGAUGGAGACACUCCAAUGUAUAUCGCUGCAUUAAAUGGUAACAUGAUCAUAGUUAAAUUGUUGGCAGAAAAUGGCGCAGAGUUAAGCAUUCCGAAUAAUAACAGAUCAACACCACUUCAUGCUGCUAUUGAGUCAAGUAACCCAAAUAUUGCCCUAUUUCUAAUAGAAAAUGGAGCCAACUUGAAUGCUAGAAACUAUGCUGGAGAGACACCUCUUUAUUUGGCUGCUAAGAAUUUUAAAGUUAAUAUCAUCAAGGCACUUUUGGAAAAGGGUGCUGACGUUAAUAUCAAAACCACCACAAAAGCCACACCACUUCAUUGGAUUGCUUACUGGGGUUUGACGGAUUUUUUGCAAAUUCUGCUUGAGAAAAGGGCCAAAGUGAAUGUUCGAGAUAAUCUUGGAAAGACACCACUUUACUAUGCGGCCUCCCAUGGUAAAGUAGACACUGUAAAGCUUCUGAUAGAAUACGGAGCCCAGGUUAGGAUCACAAACCAUCAAGGAUUCUCCCCUUUACACAGAGCUGCACAGCAACGUUCACCCGAUGUCGCAAAAAUUCUCAUUGAAAACGGAGCUGAUGUCAACGCUGAAAACAUUUUGAAAGACACACCUCUCCAUGUGGCUGCUUCGUAUGGUUCACCGGAGGUAGCGAAAAGUCUUAUUGAACGUGGUGCUCAUCUAAAUGCUAAAAAUAACAGAGGCGACACUCCACGAGAUCAUGCCGAAGGAAAUGCAAAAAUGAUGGCAAUCUUCAAAGAAGCCGAAGAGAAACGUGCCAAAUGGGCAUUUGGAUUGCGCUGAUGUUACGUUGCGUACGUGUGUGAUUCAAUAGGAUUAAAUCAUCGACUUAAAUCAAAAUAUUCCGCUAAUUUAGCCGCAUAUUGCGAUAUCAAACAUAUUAUAUAGAAAGUGAAGCUCAUAAACAACGAAAAUAAUAAUAAACAAAUUUAAAUUUGAUGAA